CAACUGUGCAUUCUUUCGCAAUAAUUUGCAUGUUUUGCCAUCAUUCAUAUCAAUGAUUUUUUUGGUAUUUAUUCUAUUUGAAUUCUAAAAUGUCCGUAGUUGUCAACUGCGUUCCUGAACAUAAACAAUAAUGGCGGACGAAGUUGCUUCAAAUCCAAGACCUCGUAAAAAAAGAGCAAAACCAAAGACUGUCAAUGAUGAUGAAGCCCUUCUGGCACACACACCGACAUCAAAUACCCAGUUGAGAGUAGAUCAAAUAUUGCAGCAAGUUGUUGCACAAUCAACAAAAGAGGCAACAGACGUGAAGAAAAAGAAAAAGAAAAAGCCAAAGAAUGAGGAGGAAGAACAUGUGCUGGAAUCUUUGAGGAAAGGUGAAGGUAUUCAUGGAUUGCACAAAGAUGAGGACAGUGCUAUUCUGGCUAACACAUAUGACCCAGAUGACUACAGCAAAAGUGAGAAAAGCAACAAACAGAGGCAGAGACGAAAGGACAAAAAUAAAGACAAGGUCAAUGAAGAUGAAAAACAGAAUGUUGAUGAAAAUACUCCUGAACAGUCUACACAGAAAAAGAAGAAGAAAGUAAAGAAGAAGGAAGAGUUCAUUGAAGACGAAAUUGAGAAGGAAUUAGAACUUAUCGAUCAAGACAACAGCAAGCCGAAGAAAGAGCCCACAGCAGCACCAAGGAGGAAAAAGGUCAAAUCUCCACCUCCUGAGGAGGAAAGUGAAUCUGCCCAAAACACAGUUCUUUCAGACGAAGGUGACAGUCAAAUCAAGCCAAAAGUAAAGAAGAAAAAGAAACCAAAGACAGAGCCUCCAGAUGAACUGAGUGUUGAAGAAAAAGAAGAAAAGGAGGAAGCUACCGUUGAGCCGAAAACUAAACCCAGGAAAAAGAAAAAGAAGAAAGAGGAAGAUGAUGAAGAGGUGGAAGGGAAGGAAGAGGCCGAUGCUGAGGAAGAAGAUAAGGAGCCCGAAACAAAAGAGGAGGAAGAGGAAGAAAAGGCUGGAAAGAAAAAGAAAAAGAAGAAGAAACUCAAAGACGCAGUGGUGGAUUUCUUGCAGUCCUUUAAAAGAAGUUCAAAUGACAAGUCUGCAGAGGAAGAAGUGAGCGCAGACAUAGAGGAUGCUGGGAAAGAUGCUGAGGACCUGGGAGAAGUGAUGGGGCUUAUGAUUCACCGGACGGACAAACUAAAGAGUGAUUUUCGCAUCCUGCAUCCCGUGAUUCGGGUCCAUGUUGUGAAUGAAGAGACAGGGAACUAUGUCGCUAAGCAGCAUCAGGAUCGUGCUGUUACCUCUUUCUUUGAGACGUCAAACGAGGCGGUGAAAACUGUGCUCCCCAUGAUGACGCAGCCUUUUGAUUUCAAAGAGAGAAAAUCCACCAUCCCUGUGUGGGAAGAUCUACUGGUGUUUAACGAGAACUUCAACUACUUUGUUCAAGCUCGUCCCAAAGUCUUGCUUCUUUUUGAGCUCAUCGACUUUGUCAGCAUGAACACAGCCAGCCGCCAGUUUGGUUCACAGAAGGAGGAAGGUGGUUGGCACAAGAUUGCUUGGGCAUUUUUAAAGGUUGUGGGCAAGAAUGACAAAGUCAAUGUGGGGAACAAGUUACGUCUGCAGUUGUUUGUCCCUCCCUCCCGGUACAACCGAGUUCCUGGACAGACAGAGGUGUACCAAUGGUGGCGGACGGCAUCAAGGACUCCGUACCCAUCUACGCUGUACGUCACACUGAAGAGCAUCGAGCCCCCGGAGGAAGUGAGUGCUGCCAUGCGAUCCAUGUUCGCUACACAAAAGGAGCUGGGCCACAUGAGUUACAAAGAUCUCAAGUCCAUGAACUGGACGGGUCGCGAGAAAGGUCCUCAGACAAGUCGCACGCUGACCACAUGGACGAGGUUGUUUGGUCAGCUGUGCCGAGUGCCAAAUACCUUGUCGCGGACACUGACUGCAGGGAAGAAAGGUUGCUUUGUCGUCCGCUUCUCCAACGAUGGCAGAAAUCUGGCCUGUGCGUGUCAGGAUGGCACCGACUACCCCAUUCUAGUCUACGAGAUUCCAUCAGGAUCAUUGAAGGGUCAGUUUCAAGGUCACUUUGGCAUCAUUUAUGACCUGAGCUGGUCCAGGAGUGACACCCAGCUGAUGUCUGCAUCCUCAGAUGGCACAGUCAGGAUCUGGGAGCUUGACAAGCUGGGGGAGACACAGUUACGUCUGUUGCCUCACCCGGGCUUUGUGUAUACGGCCGAGUUCCACCCACGUGUGGAGAGUGUGGUGGUCACCGGGGGUUACGACGAGGUCAUUCGAGUCUGGGACAUCAGCGUUGACCAGGAGCAUGGGAUGCUUCAACAAGAGAUGGAGGAGCACCACGGCCACAUCAACUCGGUCUGCUUCGACACGGACGACGGCCAGAAGAUGUACUCGGCAGACAGUGUUGGUACCAUCCUCAUCUGGAAUGUCUUUGUCACAGAGCAGGCUGCUCGCAAACAUUUUGUUAGAGACUGGACUCGCUACCAGGAGAUCAAAGACCCGGAGCUGAAGGACACGCCCAUCAACUUCAUCAAGAUGCACCCGAGUGGGCGGCGGCUACUUGUGCACGCUCGCAACAACUCCAUCUUCAUGUUUGACCUGAGAGUGCAACGAGUGAUGCAAAAAUAUUUUGGUGCUGAGAACUUGAAGGAGAAAAUCUGCAGCACCAUUACUCCAUGUGGCAGCUUUGUCUUCUCGGGCAGUGAAGAUGGUAAACUGUACGCCUGGAAUACUGACACUGGUGACCAAGUGGCUGUCUACACACAACUGAACUACCAAAAGCCAGUCACCGAUGUCUGCUACCACCCCCGUGACCAUAUGUUAGCCGUGUGCUCAUUAGGCAGCAACCACCCGGUCUAUCUGUACAAGUAUGACCCACUCAUCGCUCAAGCAGAUGCCGCCUCUCCCCGGCCAAUGUCUCCAGUGGAAACCACAGACAUCGAAGAUCUAGAAACAGCCAGAGCAAGUGCCUUAAAAGAACUUGACCUCCAGACAGCAAGGUCAAAAGUGAUGAGCAAAGAAGAGUUUGAGACACAAGAAAAAGCCCGGUAUCACAGGGUCAUGAAAAAGCUGGAGACCGCUACGUUACAAAUGAGCCAGGUGCCCGGUAUGGUGGUACCGGAGUCAUUGCUCAGCUCUCGGAUGGACUCCAUCGGGCGUUCCGGUGUUCAGUCGUCGUGGAAGAUGCAGUUUGACACAGACUACUCUCUCACACCGCGCUCAGCCGCUGUUCCCCCUGGAGUUCUGUCCCCUCAUGCCCCUGCGGGCAGCGGCACACAGCUGUCCCAGCAGAUCACAUCCCACCGCGGGUACAUGCGGGCCGCCGACAGUGACUGGAGGCCAGGCUUCUCGGAAAUGGGUCGCCACGGGCAACGGAGUCACAGCCCAAGCGUGUAUGGACGGCCGCCACACCUGUCUCUCAACGCUUCCCUGAACAAGCCACAGUUCUCAUUUGAGUCCCCUGUUGGCAAGACGGUGAAACACAAGCAUGUGGUGGCCCUCUACGACUACCGGGCUCAGAGGUCGGACGAUCUGACCCUGUACAAGGGCGACGUCAUCAAACUGCUGUACAAAGACAACGAGAACUGGUGGAUGGGGGAGCUCAGUGAUGGACAACAGGGCUUCUUCCCGGCCAACUAUGUCACAGAGGAUGAUGAUCCCAGUGUUGCACAGCGCAGCAGUCGGGCAGCCAGUGUCAGCAGCAGUGGCACACUGACCGCCGUCAAGACCAAGACGGGAGAACUCAAGUUCCUGUCAGGAGCAGAAGACUCGGAUGGAGAAACGACUGGAAAUAAAAAGAAGAAAGCUGUCGAUGUACGUUCUGCCGGUGAUGGACGAGGACCCUCUGGUGUGCAGGAACUCAACGACAGCAUCGAAAAGUUGCUGGAUGAGUAUGAGUCCAUGGCAUGAGAAUCAUGUUCCUGGAGGAGGGAAUGGAAUCCAUUGUCCAUUGUGCCAGUUUUUUUCUGAGCAAAGACAGCUUUUUUUUUCUCCACUUACGUGCCAAACUCAGGAUCUGCCAAUGAAGCUCUUGUUUGUCUUUGCACUGUUCAGUCUUUAUAAUAUUUCAGAGGUUUGACUACUUAUAUUUUAUUAGAUAUCUAGAGUCUGUCUAGAAACCAGAGUAAAAACAAAAAGGUUGUCUAUUGAGGUUGAUUCUUUUAAGCCCAUAAUUUCAAAGUAAUGUACUGUACAUUAAUUAGGACUUAUGUCACAUGAGCUGUCAGAACAAUUAUUCCUGCAAUUAUUUAUGUCAAAUUAACUUUGUAUCAAGAAUCUCAUCCGAAUAUCAAAUUCCUUUUUAGAUAAUAUUAAUAACCUUAUAUCUCAUGACCUUCACACUCAACUUUUUAUGUUGUUGAAAGUCUGUGAGAUAUAAAAAGUAAGUUAUACCAACUUGUACAAGGUCAGGGAAUAAAGUUUUGUAGACCUUGUAGUGGGUACAAAAUAAAUCUCAGUUCUAUCUUAAAAACUUGCUCUGUCACCAAAGUUGGGCCUCUUAAUCGAUGAAUUACCUGUUUUAAACAUUUCUGAUUCUUAGUAGUGGUGGGCUGAAAAGUCAAUUUUACUCUCCCUCUUAAGAUUCGCACACUGAUCUAGUUUUGUGAUUAUAGAAAUAUUUUAGAGCGUUAAACUCAAAACUUAAAGAAGUUGGAGAAAAAGAAAGGAAAAGUAAACGAGAUAAAAGUUGCUUUGUUAAGAAGGCUUACUUUUUGUUUGUUUGACUUACAUUGUAAUGUAUAUGCUUAUGUCCGUCUUCCUGCUGCUUUUGGCAAAGAAGUCUUGUUCUAAGAAAGGUCCCUUGUGUUGCAUUGAAAUAAUUUAGUGAGAAGGCUGAAGAGCAACAAGUCCCUACCUUAGAAUUACAAAGUUCUAUCUGCGCAGUACCUAGUUUUGAGAAAUUUAAAGUUUUAAAAAUUUGAGUUUCAUUACAUGUCAAGCUUUUUCUAAUGCAAUUCUUUGAGUAUCUUGAAAAUGAAUCUGAAUAAUCUUAUGAUUUUGAUAGAGCAGAUACAACAUACGUUGGUUUCUGACCUCAUGGUAAAAAAAAUGUCAGAUACAACUUUGUAAUUCCAAGUUAGCUAAGUGUCUGUACAACGGUGUAAAUGUGAAGUAAAAUUAACAGUUCUGUGAAUUGUGGAAAGUGAAUUCCUUUCGGAUCUCUAUGCUGAAUUGUGUUUACAAUGAGAACUGAGUAACUGAUCUUAGAAUAACACAAUCUUUGGUUUGGGGCCACUCAACUGUGAUAGCACCAUAGUGCUUACGCCGUAAUUUAUGAUAUAUGUAGACAUUUAUUAUAUAUUAUCCUACCAUGUCCUGUGUUGUAAAUAAUAUUUAUAGUGUUGUGCGCUGCCCGAGGCAUCGAGUCUUUCUCCAGCCUGCCUUACAUGCUAUGCACUUUGUUCGGGUAAUAUCUGAAAAGGAAGUUACCGGUUCUUUCCUCUUUCACAUGUUGCAGAGGUUGCAAAAACUGUUAAAAGUGUUACAAAAGUAUAUGACAUCUUCAAAAAGCUGUGUAUUAUUUUUUGCAGAGUUUGCAUUCUCAUGGUACAGUUCGCUUGUAAUUACUUGAAGAAUAUUAUUUGCCGCUACUUUUGUAAUAUAGAUCGAUUGAGCUGUCCAUCAUAAGUAUAUGGUCAAUGAUAAAUUCAUUUUUAAAAAUCAAAUAAAUCAAAUUCGAUGCUUGAAAAUACUACUGGGUGUGGUUCGUAUAAUUAGUUACAGACUAUUAUGUUGUUUUAUUAGUUCUAGGUUAUUAUUCUUGCUUCUCUGCAUGCUUCCCAACCAAAAAAGAUCAUGCUGUUUGCAAAAGAUAUGAUAUUCGAAUAUUUGAUUCUAAACCAAAAUUUGGAUGGAGAGGGAAGCUUCCUCUUUGAAGUUAUCAGUAAUUUUGUAAUGCGAUGAUUUAAUUUUAAAGGUGACAUAUUUAAUUUUGCAAUGUCAUUUUCUUCAUGGGUAGAAUGUAUCUAGUUUUUAUGGUAAUUUCUGUAUGACUUACAUUUCUUUUUUUUUCUCUUUUUUGUUUGUUUGGAAAAUACAUCUAUGUUACAAAGAAAGACCAACGUAACCGACUGCUGUGAAUUGAAACACAAGCUUACAAAACAAACUAAAAAUCGCUAUUCCUUUGCCAUUGCCCAAUGAUCUGAGUGCUACUUUUAUUGUCAAGGCUAGGACUGGUGUGGCUGUUGUACUUAAACAGUGAAUUGUGAGUGUAAAAAAACUUGUUGUUUGUUCUACUAUUUAUAUGUAAAGAUACUAUAUUUUGUAGUUAUGUUUUUAUUUGUAAAUGUAAGCAUUGUAAUUAAAUUAUAACUGACAUUUAGUUCA
Molecule: messenger RNA, 6334 nt
Organism: Aplysia californica (California sea hare)
Lineage: Eukaryota; Metazoa; Mollusca; Gastropoda; Aplysiida; Aplysiidae
Product: jouberin
Exons: 32
Coding region: 131-3916 (1261 amino acids)
Biological process (GO): motile cilium assembly
Cellular component (GO): ciliary basal body
Molecular function (GO): protein binding
Source: RefSeq, a predicted model, not a curated record